AUGAAUACCACAGACCAGAACAGCCUCGGAGAGCCAGCUCGUGAUGAAGCUCCAGCGAGUCCAGAUGACAACAACCCCACCACUGACGACCAGACAGCACAAGAGGAAGGCUCGGCUCGUGCAGAGGACGGUACGGAGUCGCCUGCUGCUAUUGACGGUACCCAGGAAGACCCCAGUGCUGGCGAUGAUGAGCAAGGAGUGCCUUUGAAUGGGCUACCCGAAGAGAACGUGGGCGCUAAGGAGGGCAAUCCAUCGGCGACUCAAUCCCAGUCGGAGGUCACUGAUGCUUCACACUCGAAAGAAGAGGGAAGGAUGAAGAAAAGGUCACCUGAGGAGUCACCAGGACAUGAUGGAGGCGAGGCUGGAGAACCUGAUACACAGACUAUCCCUAGGGGACCUUUCCCCGAGGCUGAGGCCCUACUGUCUGUUGUUGAAGGGCCUAGGGCACUGCUCGACAAGGGGGAUACGGCGAGAGAGACGAUUCAAUGCGAUGACCCACGGCGACUUGCAACCGUCGAACGGCUGGUCGUAUCUUGGGAAAGUCUCCCCGCUCCUGAUCAAGUCCAAACCGCUGUAGAAGAGGAGGAUGUCGACGAAACGAUGGUACAGAUCCCUUCUGAAGACAUACCGCGUUUCUUGGGCAAGGGAUGCAAUACUCAGAAAAAAAUUGUGCGUGCCAGUGGAGUGGAAUCGGCCACUGUGAAAGAGGAUUUGGAAAAGGAUGGUGAUAAGGAGCAAAAGGCAGCAGUCGUAUUCAGGGGUACUAAGGUUGCACGCGAACGAGCAGCGAAGUAUAUGAGGAUAGUGUUGUCUCGUCGCGGCGCAGAGGUUGAAGUGGACUUAAGUAAAGACGAUGGUGGAGAUUUGACGGUCAUGAGGGAUGUUCCUCGGAGUGCCGUGGCAUUGAUAUUGGGGAGUAAAGGGGCUAAGUUGAGAGGGUUAGAGGACAAGUGGGGGACCAUGGCCUUCUUGUUGGGCAAUCUGGAACCUCUGCCCGGGGAAAGUCAGGUCUCAUCCGACAGAGUGGUGGUCGCCAUUUUUGGUGACUCUCACGCUCGGAAGCACUGCGAGAUGGAGGUUAGGAAUUUGGUAGAUGCGAAGGUCCAUGGAUUCUAUACGGGACGCAUGAAGGAGUCGUUGAGCGGCGAGGAAGGAGAGGUGUCUGAUAUCAUCGAGAUGGAUAAAUCUGACGCCAUUCUUCUCUUUGAGGAUCAUGUCUCGGUGAAGAGGAAACUGGAGGAGCUCAGUGGUGCCACUAUUUGCCGGCUUUCCAAUUUCGUCGAUGUUUUUGGCACCAAGGCACAGCGUGAGAGAGCAAGAGAGUAUAUACAAUGGACAGUGGCCGGCCUUCUCGGUGAAGCCGUGGUUAUUGAAGACGCGGCAGAGAGGGAUGACUGCACUGAGGUUGAGAUCCCCACUGAGAUGAUUGAUGUGCUAUUCGGCAAAGGGCGACGGCGGCAACAAGAAGUCCGUCAGCUACAGGACAAGUUCGAAUGUCUCUUGUUACUCGGCAAGGAAUCAUCAGAGGAUACUCUCGUUGCUGAUGCUGAGAGUGGUGACGAUUCUGACCCGAGUGCUGAUACCCCGGCCAUUCCACCCACGACUACGACGCCGCUCUUCGUUGUUGGUCCCUGGGCGAGACGUCGGCAAUGCAUGUACAUGAUACUGGCUAAGAUCGAGGCUAACAUACCGGGAUGGAUAACCUCGUCGAUCGAAGCAAGGCUGGCUGAUGAUGAUGAGGUCGAGGGUGGCUACGCAUGCGAUCGUCUAUGGCUGCCGGAAUUGGGUGGAGAGGAAGGAAAGGACAGAUUUAAUGAGGCUUUGAUGGACGUGCCCCUUUAUACUGCCUCGGGUGCUAUUGCUGCCGUCAUCGGCCCCAUGAUAUUCGUUGAGGGUGGCCGUGAACAGCGUCUACGAUGUGAACAGUACAUAAAGUGGCUAUUAGUAGCGGAGCGAAGGCUGUCUCGAUAUCAGCAAGAGCAGAAGAAAGAAGAUGAGAAGGAGAGGCGUGAUCGUCAUGGUGCGAGACGAGUGAAAUCUCUGGAGCCCUGGCAAGAGGAGGACCUCCGAGUCGAACGAGUGAAGGAAGCUCUCGGGGCAUGUUUGGUCCUAUCGUGCGCCACUUUACAAGAGAGGGGCGAUAUUACAGAAAUUGGAAUUCUCGAGGAUAAUUCGGCAGAAGAGAAAAAGCGACUCCUCGAGAUGACUAUUCCGAAGACUGGCUCGGGUAAGGGCCAGAAGCAGUUGAAGAUGAUAAGUAGCCAAACUGGAACGCUGUGCUUGUUGGCAGCCGAUCGUCCAAUCGAUGCGCAGAUAGAGGAACUGCCUAGGAUACGGGUGAUGGUACUCGGUGAAGAUGAGAGGAGGCGGGACGCGGCUGCGGUGGCAUUGAAAGGCGCCUUUAGGAAUUUAUUAUGGGAGAAGGAGGAUGGGGGGCAUGGCUCGGAACAGGCAGAGGAGUGGAGGGAAAGCCCCAGAGGGCAGAAGUGGAAGGAUCGUGGUGAUAGGUGGAGGGAUGGUGAUAAAUGGGGUAACAAUGAAGGUGGUGGAAGGUGGCAUGGGAAACACGACGCCAACAGAUGGCAGCAGAAUGGGUCAAGAGGGGAUCAGAAGGGCAGCAGCAGUAGCAGUUGGAGUGACUGGAAAGAGUGGAAGGACGCUCGAUGGGAGCAUAAGGAGGAGAGCUGGGGUAGUAAGAAGGAUGAUUGGGGUUGGAAGGACGACGGUGGUAGGGGCAGCAGCUGGAAGAAGGAGCAGAGAGCUGGUGAUGAUGGAGGUAGUAGUAGUUGGGAUGGAUGGGAGAAGGGCCGGGGGGAGGAGGAGAAGAGAGGAGCCGAUGAGGAGGUAGAUCGUUUUGUUGAAGCUAUAUUGCCCAUUCUUAUCGAAUAG
Molecule: messenger RNA, 2889 nt
Organism: Perkinsus marinus ATCC 50983
Lineage: Eukaryota; Perkinsozoa; Perkinsida; Perkinsidae
Exons: 13
Coding region: 1-2889 (962 amino acids)
Molecular function (GO): RNA binding
Source: RefSeq, a predicted model, not a curated record